CCAGCUCCAGCUGCAACAGGGACGCGCACACCACCUGCAACCUGUCAACCUUCAUCAUCACCUUCACCUUGGAUCUUGGGCCUCAUCAUCGCCCCCGCACUCUUCUUGUGCUCGUGGCAUCCCGCGCGCCCGUCAACAUGGAAAAGGAGCCCCUCGUAGAACACCCGGCUGACCCGCCCGCGCCAGGGCCGCCCCGUCCCCGGAGACGCAUCUCCAAGCUCCUCGUCGGCGCGGGCUUGGCCAUUCUCGUGCUGCUCGCCACCGUCGACUCCAAGCUCCCCUUUCGGCCUCACCUCUGCCGCGGCCGCCACGGAAAGGACUCGCCUUUCGGCAGGUUUCCCCGAUCCGGCGACCCAUUCCACUUCAUCCCCUGUACCGACAGAACCAUACCGCCAGCCCUCGAGGACCCCAACCCUCUGCGCAGCUGGGCCAGGCUGUUCGAUCCGGACCCCGCCCACUGGAACUGGGGCAAUGCCUCGGCCGCCGACCACGAGGGAGGCCAUGGCCAUCUCCGUAGCCCCUUCUCAGGCCGCGGAAUCUACCUCUGCGGCUAUCUCGACGUCCCGCUUGACUACACCAACAAGUCCGAUGAGCGCAUCGCCCGUCUCGCCGUCACCAAGUUCCAAGUGUCUGGCCUGGCUCCCCACCGUCGCCAUCGCCGUGGCCGGCAUGGCGACGACAACAAGGCUGGCAAGAAGAGUGAGCGAACCCUGGUCAUCGAGCCAGGCGGUCCCGGCGGCAGCGGCACGUCCAUGGCCUGGAGGGCGUCCGAGGGCAUCACCAAGCGCCUGAGCGACGGCCAGUACGACGUUUUGGGCUGGGACCCUCGUGGCGUCAACACCUCCUUGCCUGCCAUCUCCUGUUUUCCCUUUGAUGCCGACCGCGAUCACUGGGCUCUGCGCUCCGGCCAGUACCGCGAGACCUCGCCGUCCCCUCGCGCGCAGCUCGAGUUUGUGGAUGCCAUGAGCGACUCCGUCUUCAACGCCUGCUACAAGCAGCACGGCGACAUUCCGCGGUUCAUGACUACCGCCAUCGUGGCGCGCGACCUGGAGGAAAUUCGCAAGGCACUCGCCGAGGACGAGCUGACGGGCUAUCUCGUCAGUUACGGCACGGGCAUCGGGCAAACGUACGCCAACAUGUUCCCCAACAGUGUCGGCAGGAUGAUUCUCGAUGGGACAGAGUACGUGAGAGACCACCGCCUGGUCGGCGGAUUCGGAUGGACCGCGUUGGAUAAUGGAACAAAUGCCUGGCACGAUGGCUUCCUCGGCGAGUGCGUCAAUGCUGGUCCCCAGCACUGUGCUCUUGCCAAGCAGCUUAGCUCGGAGCCUGUUACUCUCAAAUCCCUGGAGAACCGCAUGCACACCCUCGUCAGCUCCCUCAUUGAACGCCCUCUGCCCGGAUAUACCGAGUUUAGCGGGCCGUCUCUCAUCACCUACUCGGCUCUCGUGGGUGCUCUGUACGGCUCCAUGUACAACGCUGAGAGCUGGCCGGCGCUGGCGCAAAUGCUCUUCGAACUCGAGGCGGGCAACACAACCAUGGCCGCGGCCAUGCUCGAGCGCGUCGCAUGGGGAUACGACCCCACGCUGCCGUCACCUCCGAACAAGCGUCCGAGUUCUGAGGAGCUCGGCACACUGGUGAUUUGCGCCGACUCGUAUGACGCCAAGGAGCCGGAGGGCGGCAUGGACUGGUGGGAGAACCUGUGGAAGAACAUGACGGAGCGCUCGUGGAUCGCCGGCAACUCUCGCUUCUCCAACGUGUUUCCUUGCCGCCACUUCACAAAGUACUGGCCAGAGCCGGCGGAGGUGUACCGGGGCGACUUGAACCACACACUCAAGCACCCCGUUCUCCUCAUCGCUGAGACGUACGACCCCGCCACGCCACUGCGCAACGGAAGAAGGCUCUUGAAGGAAAUGGGCGCCAACGCCAGGCUCAUUGCCCACCAUGGUUACGGGCACUCGUCGCGAGACAAGUCCAACUGCACCGACUCCAUUGCCAAGAGAUUCAUCCUCGAGGGUGUCGUGCCCGAUGAGCAGGAGACGGCGUGCUAUGCGAAUGAGAAGCCGUACCUGUACGGCGUCAAGAAGGGAGACGCGUCGGCGACGGGGCGCAAGACGCAGAGCGCCAUGGAGAUUUGGGACGAACACUUGGCGGAGCUUGCACUGCUCAGCCCUGCACUGCUCCCCAAGCGGAUGUAGCUCUAUCUGUCAAAGUUUGAUGCGUUUGAGCCCGAGUCAUUGCUCGCGCUCAGCUCAGCGUAACAAGGGACGAAUUUCGUGAAGCAUAGUCUCGUCACGAAGAGAGAGGCAAUGCACUGCAGCCGCUACUCGGGCGGAAGUCUGGCCAGAGGCUCUCCACAUCCGUCGCUUGCACCUGGGUCUAGACCGGUCAUGUGCUGAGUCCGCCGUACAACUACCAGGAUCCUUCCACCUGGUCAUAACUUCUAUGCUCUCGUGAAAGCCUCAGACAUCGGGCUGCGCUUUCUCAGGAACGCCUUGCACAGCCCAGCCGCCAGCUCGUUCCCCUCUGGCCGCCCUGCGUCUCACGUCUGUCGCAUCACCGCCGCGAACCACCGCCGCCCAAUCGCGAUGCUUGAAAGAGACGUCCAACCUUGAGAGGUCCGUAUUCUGCCAUCUCGAACAUGGCGCAAAGUCAUGUGGCGCAGAGAUGUGCCUGGCCGCUAUCAUCAGUCCCGGGCCACGUUGCGACGCAGGGAAGUGCUGCGUGAUACGACGUUCCGGACCCUCGUUGUCGGUGCCGACGCCGAAGCCAGGCGACAGCCACGAUCAGGGGUCUGACUACGUAUCAAAAGCUUUUCGCAUGGAACGGGCAAGUGUCAGUCGAGACGGCUGGUUCUGCGGCGGUUGGAAAGUGUUUGGCGACUCAAGAGUGCAGCCGUCGUCUAUCUGCGCAUAGUCCAUCGCGGCGCGGCAUGAGCGUGGAUAGGCGGCGCGGCAACGGCUGUAGAAUCCCCAGACGAUUGAGCCCAGGACAUGAAGCCUCUACAUGGAACUCGACAUUCACGAUGAGCCGAAGAUGACAGCAGAGUUUAAACGGGAGUACAGAGUAUGUAUAAAAGAAAACAUGGGAAAUCAUGUUGCAGCAGCAGCACUAUUAUGACAGGCGUUAUUUUCCAGCAGAGCCCAGCUCCCACACAAUUCCCGAUGGGCCGAUCAAGAGCAUCAGUUCACAGGCGGGCAGAUGACGACAAGUCGGGCCUGCCUGCAUGCUCUAGAGGCCCCCCAGGCCGUAAAAAUCCACAAAAGGGGCAUACGAAUCGUUGUCCGCAUGCUCUUGGACUUGGUCCCUUAGGCGGUGAACUCGACAGCGCGGGCGGCGUUGUUGUUGUUGUUGUUGUUCUUGUUGCCGCCACCCUGGCGACCAGCACGGCCAGCGCCGUUGCCUCCAGCGUUUCCAGCGUUUCCGGCGUUUCCGGCGUUGCCGGCGUUGCCAGCGUUGCCGUUCUUGCCGUUCUUGCCAGUGUUGCCAGCCGGAGGGGUGUUGCCAUUGCCAGCGCCGCCGGCAGCACCAGCCAUCUGGACGGGGAUGACACCACCAAAGGGACCAGCGCGGGCAGGGUUCUGGCACCGGACCAUGCAGACAUUGUCCUGGCCGGCGACGGAGCCGGUACACGUCUGGCCGGCGGGGAUCGCGGCGACGAGGGGGUGGUCCGAGGCGUUGCCAUCACGGUUGCGGCCACGCUCGUUGCCGGCGACGUUUGUGGUGACCUGGAUGUUCUCCCAGGACUGGGCGGUGCCGUCGGCGUUGAUCAUGCACUUGAAGGGGCCAGCGCCGUCGGCGUUGACCUGGUGGACCGUCAUCUGGAGCUGGCCGCCGGGCGAGAUCUGGGGCAGGCUGUCGCCCGUCAUCUGCAUGACGGCGGCGGUGCCCGACUCGGCGUCGUUGGCGCCGGCGCCGAUGGUCUCGCCCACCGUCUUGGCCGACGCGCCGCGGAAGCGCGUCGAGUCGGCCUGGAAGGGGCGGCGGCGCGUGCCGUCGCGGGGGGUGUUGGGGUCGACGCCAAUGGCCAUGCCAGAGCCGCCGGCGUCGCCGACGGCCUUGAUGAUGGCGGCGUGGCCCGACACGAGCUGCGCGGCGAGCAGCGCCGAGGUGGCGAGGAUGACCUUGAGAGACAUGGUGUGUGUGAAGUUUGUUGUGUGUAAAGAAAGUUGUUGUGUGUGUGUAUAUCUCGGGUGCAAAACCUGACCGGCAGGGAGAACGUGAAAAGAGUCUCUUGAAGCGAAAGAGAGAGAGAGAGAGAGAAAGGAGGGCUUGAGAAAGGAAGAGAUGAGGCUCUGGAUAUUAGGCUGCUGAAUGAGGCUGCUGGUGAUGACUUCUC
Purpureocillium takamizusanense is the source of this 4336-nucleotide messenger RNA. RefSeq lists its product as uncharacterized. The coding region runs from base 138 to 2195 and encodes 685 amino acids. The transcript has a single exon. The record is from RefSeq and is a predicted model, not a curated record. Lineage: Eukaryota; Fungi; Ascomycota; Sordariomycetes; Hypocreales; Ophiocordycipitaceae.